AUGGUGGAGGACGAGGAAGAAGACGUCGGUUUGGCCACGCCGGAAGAUUCCGUGUCGGUGCAGUCAACGGGAUCAGUGAUGCGGGGGCUGCGGGAUAGCUGCCACAGGAAGAUACGCAAGAGGGACGUCGUGGAUGUGUUCGUUUUGACGAAGGAAGCGAACAAGGAGUAUAAGUCGACGGCUGCAAAGAAGGGCAUCGGGGCCGAGGCCUUCCGUACCUUCGAUAACUGGCUGGCCGGUUUAUCAUCAUUACUCCCCAUCCUCUAUCUAGGUCUCAGCCUUUGUGACUUUGCGAUCUGUGACCCAUCCUCCAGUGAGUGUGAGAGCCACGCCGGGCUAGUGACCUGUGACUGCCGGCAAGGGUACUAUAAGAACAGCCCCACGGACCGCAUCUGCAGAGCAUGUGCAAGCGGCUUCCAGCGGACAGAGGACCAGUGCGAAAGGUGUCCUUUAGGAUUUGGUGGCUUUAACUGUGAGGAAUCGUUUCUGCUGGCGGUGAUCGUGGAGUCCUGCGUCGGCUGUGUACUCCUGGCGUCACUCAUCGCUCUGCUCAUCAUCUACCUCAGGAGGGAGAACGCCCAGAAGCCAAGAUUCAUGGACAGCAUCGUCCUGGGGAUCCCCAUGGAGCAGCAGGAGAUCCGGCUGCCGAGGGCGCAGUUCUCAUGGAGAAGAGAGUGGGAAUGGGACGAUCUGACUGCAAAGACCCCGACAGACAUUCAGCAAGGACCCCCGGAUGACAUUUCGGAAGCGCCAGAGAUUCAGAUGAAAACAUUUGGAGAAUUUGCGAGAUCUCCGGCUGCGAGCCCUUACCGCGGGAGCCAUAACCUGGCGUUUAUCAGUGACAAUUAGGGGAGGGAAUGGAGACCCAAGGCUGAAAACUGGAGGCGCGGAACUGAAGUACAUCCUACACUACGAGUUCAGAUUCCUCAUCUGGUCCCAGACACAUUAUAAGGGAAUAAUCGGAGAGAAAUCUGAGAUGACGCCCUCGCUGCGUCAGGUGACCCUUUUCUGGGCGACGUCAGGGGAUGUAGAAGAUUUCAUUGUUAAAUGCAGUGAGAGGAAGAUUCCAGAACAAGUUACUUGUGUAUUCCCAAAUAUUGUGGGUAAUGGACAUUUCACCAAGAAGAACACGAAGGAACCGCAGCUGCCUCAGGAGGGGCGCACUAGCGCUAAAAUAAAACCUUUAUUGUCAUUUAUUAAAAUCUUUUUUUUUUAUCAAUAAUAAAAAAUAAAAAAAAAUCAGUGAACCAUAGAA
Messenger RNA from Pseudophryne corroboree (corroboree frog), 1255 nucleotides. Its product is annotated as protein HEG-like. The coding region runs from base 1 to 849 and encodes 282 amino acids. NCBI's taxonomy places the organism in Eukaryota, Metazoa, Chordata, Amphibia, Anura, Myobatrachidae. The record is from RefSeq and is a predicted model, not a curated record. The transcript has 8 exons.